AUGGUACCUUAUUCUUCAGAGCAUUCACGAAGCGGCCAUGGAUUGGCUUUUAUGAUGACCCCUCACAAGUCCCCUGUCGGGGUUUUACCAACUGAGUUUCUGGGUUUGCUUAAUCUUUCGAGCAACGGACAACCCUACAAUCAUCUGUUUGCUGUCGAGUUUGACACAAUCAAGACCGAGGAAUUCCAAGACAUCAACGACAAUCAUGUGGGUGUGGAUAUCAACGAACUCACCUCUAAGGAGUCCAAGCCUGCUGGUUAUUGGAUUAACAAAAGAGAGUUCCAAGAUUUGGAUCUCAACAGUGGACAGAAUAUUCAAGCUUGGAUUGAUUAUGAUCAUCUUGAACGGGAACUCAAUGUCACUAUUUUGUUAUACCACAAGUUCAAGGCAGCGAGCUUGUCCCCUCAACUGUUGACUGUAUAUAUUUAG
Cryptomeria japonica (Japanese cedar) is the source of this 429-nucleotide messenger RNA. RefSeq names its product L-type lectin-domain containing receptor kinase IV.1-like. Gene Ontology annotation, molecular function: carbohydrate binding. The transcript has a single exon. Lineage: Eukaryota; Viridiplantae; Streptophyta; Pinopsida; Cupressales; Cupressaceae. The record is from RefSeq and is a predicted model, not a curated record. Bases 1 to 429 code for a protein of 142 amino acids.